UUUUAUUUUUGGAGAAGAAGCAGGCGGAUGACAAUGAUAAUACGGAAAAAUAAAAAAGGCUCCAUCCACAGACGUAACGCCAGCUGAAAUUUCUUUAAAUAUCCGCAACUCUCUCACUUUUGUCAUUUGUGUUCCUUCAGCUCUGAGCUCAGAUCCUGGCCAUCCUUUAAACUCUCAACUUCCAAGUCAAGCUGGUGUUGACUGAUAAAAUGGGGGAGGAGAAUUCUGGGAUUGCAAAGGAUGUCACUGAAUUAAUUGGUAAAACACCAUUGGUGUAUCUCAACCAUGUUGUAGAUGGCUGUGUAGCAAAAAUUGCUGCUAAGCUGGAGAUGAUGGAACCCUGCUCCAGUGUCAAAGACAGGAUCGGAUACAGUAUGAUUAAAGAUGCUGAGGAGAAAGGUCUCAUUAAGCCGGGUGAGAGUGUCCUGAUUGAACCUACGAGUGGCAAUACUGGCAUAGGAUUGGCAUUUAUGGCAGCUGCUAAGGGUUACAAACUAAUAAUCACCAUGCCUGCUUCAAUGAGUCUCGAAAGACGAACCAUUCUUCUAGGAUUUGGGGCUGAGCUUGUCCUCACAGAUCCAGCCAGAGGCAUGAAAGGGGCUGUUCAGAAGGCAGAAGAGAUAGUGGCAAAGACUCCCAAUGCUUAUAUGCUACAGCAAUUUGAAAACCAUGCCAACCCAAAGGUACACUAUGAAACUACUGGACCAGAAAUCUGGGAAGGCUCUGGUGGUAAAGCCGAUGCUUUUGUUUCUGGGAUAGGAACAGGAGGUACAAUAACAGGUGUUGGGAAGUACCUCAAGGAGCAAAACCCAAACAUCAAGCUCUAUGGUGUAGAACCAGUUGAAAGUGCUGUUUUGUCUGGAGGGAAACCCGGCCCUCACAAGAUUCAAGGAAUUGGUGCUGGCUUCAUCCCUGGAGUUUUAGAUGUCAACUUGAUUGACGAAGUUAUUCAAAUAUCAAGUGAAGAAGCUAUAGAAACUGCUAAGCAGCUUGCAUUGAAAGAAGGUUUGCUGGUGGGGAUAUCAUCCGGUGCUGCUGCUGCUGCUGCAAUUGAAAUUGCAAAGAGGCCAGAAAAUGCUGGAAAGCUCAUUGUUGUGGUCUUCCCCAGCUUUGGAGAGCGUUAUCUAUCCUCUGUGUUGUUCGAAUCUGUGAAGCGGGAGGCUGAGAAUAUGGUUUUUGAGCGCUGAGAUGUUCUGUAGCUUCGAAAGGAACUGUACAAAUUUCACGAUUUGCGAGGCAGAGAGUAUGAUUAUCAAGCUGCGCUGUGUUUUCGCUUUGAUUGCUUUUGCUUGUUGACAUGAGUCUCAAUAAAUGCUAUGAAGAAUAAAGUGCUGCCUUUUCUGUUUGUAAUAGAAUUUGAAAACAGUUUGUAUGGCUUACUAAUUCAAGAACCUUUACAUCCUUGUGAGAUUAUUCAAGUUGGUAUGAUGUGUUUUAAGAAAAUUAGCAGCAUUUUCUCAUAAAUAUUAUGCAAGGAUUGGUA
Messenger RNA from Prunus dulcis (almond), 1483 nucleotides. RefSeq names its product cysteine synthase. Gene Ontology annotation, cellular component: cytoplasm. Lineage: Eukaryota; Viridiplantae; Streptophyta; Magnoliopsida; Rosales; Rosaceae. The transcript has 11 exons. Gene Ontology annotation, molecular function: cysteine synthase activity. The record is from RefSeq and is a predicted model, not a curated record. Bases 210 to 1187 code for a protein of 325 amino acids.